CCCCGCAGCCAUGUCGGCGGCGCGCAGACGCCCGGCGGCCGGGACCGAGGGGGGAGCCCCCGCGGGAGCCCCCGCGCCCGGCGAUGCGGAGCGGGGCAUGGCGGCGCCGGGCCUCACGCUCUGCCUCAAGCUGCUGGCGGCGGCCUUCUACGGGCUCAGCUCCUUCCUCAUCGUCGUCGUCAACAAGAGCGUCCUCACCACCUACGGGUUCCCCUCCUCGCUGUGCGUGGGGCUGGGCCAGAUGCUGGCGACAGUGGCCGUGCUCUGGGCGGGAAAGGCGCUGCGGGUGGUCAAGUUCCCCGACCUCGACAGGCACGUCCCCCGGCGGACGUUUCCUCUACCUCUCCUGUAUUUCGGGAACCAGAUCACAGGACUGUUCAGCACAAAGAAACUGAACCUGCCCAUGUUCACCGUCCUGCGGAGGUUUUCCAUCCUGUUCACGAUGUUUGCUGAAGGAUUCCUACUCAAGAAGAAGUUUUCUUGGAGCGUUCAGAUGACGGUGUUUGCUAUGAUCAUCGGGGCAUUCGUAGCUGCUAGUGCUGACUUGGCAUUCGAUCUGGAAGGAUAUAUUUUUAUCCUUAUUAAUGAUGCCUUAACAGCUGCAAACGGUGCCUAUGUGAAACAGAAGCUGGAUUCAAAGGAGCUGGGAAAAUACGGUCUGCUCUAUUACAAUGCACUGUUCAUGAUCUUUCCCACCUUGACCAUCGCCUACUUCACCGGAGAUGCGCAAAAGGCGAUGGAGUACCAGGGCUGGGCAGACACGUUCUUUGUCGUGCAGUUUACGCUGUCGUGUGUAAUGGGGUUUAUUUUGAUGUACUCCACGGUUCUUUGCACUCAGUAUAAUUCUGCUCUUACAACUACAAUAGUUGGCUGCAUUAAGAAUAUUUUAAUAACCUAUAUUGGGAUGUUUUUUGGAGGAGACUAUAUUUUUACAUGGACAAACUUCAUUGGUCUAAAUAUCAGUAUUGCUGGAAGCCUGGUGUAUUCCUACAUCACUUUCACAGAGGAGCAAAUGAGCAAGGAGUCUGAAGCUGGCAUCAAGAUGGAUAUUAAAGGAAAAAGCUCUGUGUGACCGGGAGAGGAGUUAUUUGGAAGCAAAUAUCAUCUAUCAGGGGCAGAAUGCCAGGGAAGGAAUCAGGGGCCUCUACCAUGGAGUAACGGUGAUGCUCUUAAUUUGCACAAUCUCGAUUGCUGCCUUUACAACUUAUUUGGAAGAUAACUGACCGCACGGUGAAGAAUACAUCAAAUUAAGUCUGAUCACGAGGAAUUAAUGAGUUUCUAAUCACGCUGAGAUUUGGCAGUAGAGACCAGCUCAAGCAGCCUACACGUUUGAGUGGCGGAGGACUGUGUCGGCUCCAAGGGCCAUACCCCAAGCAUCCCCGGCUGCGUCUUGUCUCGCUGCAGCCACCAGCUGGGGACAGGUGCUGGGGCUGGCUCUGCUCCAUCCCUCCUCCGGCCCGGUAGCACAUGCUGCCGCUGCUCUGGGAAGGUGAGACGGUGGUACCCGGCAGGGACCUGGCCCCGAGAGCCCCAGGGGAGAGGGCCCGAGAGCACUGGCAGUUCCCCAGCAAAGCUGCUGCUGCAGGAUGCUCCUGGUUUGGGCCAAAACCUCUUUGCUGAAUGUGCUCUCUGAACUUGUGUUAUUGGUUGGUUUUUAUUGUUUUGUUCUGUUAACCCACUUUCAAAGCUGGGUUUCCCCUCCUUAAUUUUUCCUAAGGGCCCUGCAACCAUCCGCCCAGCUCUUUCCUACCCUAGGUUGCUUUUACAAGGCUCAGGGCUGUUCCCACCAUGAAGGUUUUACCUGGCACGUGUAGGCUCUGCCGCACUGGGGCCGGGAGUCUUGGGCAUGGGGAAAGCUGCUGCCCGUGCUGGGGCUGGUCCCGCUGCAGGGCACUUCCAGGGGGAAGCAGCUGCAGGGUGUGCCAGAGACCCGAUGUCCCACCUGGCACGCCGAGCCUCCUCCCUGUCUAGAAAAUAUCUGCAAAGUGAUUUACCCCAGCACAGUGCACGCACCGGGAAGAGCUGCAGGGGCCAGAGCUGGGCCGUUCUGGGUGGCUGUGAGCGCACCUUGUACCCACGCUGCAGCACCAGCACUUCAGCUUUGGCCAAGCCCUGUAUCGCAGUUCAUCCUUUUUUUUUUUUUUUUUUUGUAGUUUUGUUUUGUGACCCGUUAAAAGAACGGGACUUCUAAUACGUCAGGCAGUGUUAACUGAUCUUUUUUAAAGGUUGUCUUACACAGCACUUCUUUCUGGGUCUGUCUUUGGACUGUCUUAAAGAAGAACUGUUUGUAACUUUGGUUAAAAAAUACUGGUAAAACUAUGAGUUUAUCCAUAUAUCUUGUUUUGGUAACCAGGAAAAUAGCUUCUCUAGACACUGUAUUGUUUCUGGGAGAUACCUGCUAAAAAUGUAACUGCUGUUUGGCAAAGCAGCGGUUGUUUUUUUUUAAGUACUCACUGGAGGUUGAGGUUUUAGUGGUGAGUGUUCCCGUAUGACAGUUUCUGUAAUGGUGCUGCAAAAGCCUGUGUGCCGGUAAGGAUGCGGUGCGAGGCUGCGGGCCCCUGUGCUGCCGCCUGCUCCAAACUCCCACUCCUGGAGUCGUGCUGGAGCCGAUGUCUCUGUAUCAGAGCUGGGGUCUUCCCUCAGGGGGGCUCCCCUUUGGGGGCAGCCAGCUGCUGGGCUGGUGUGGGGGGGACUGGGGUGGGUACCGCACCUCCAAGGCACCCGGCAGUGCUGAGGAGCAGCCCUGCAGUGGGGCUCCCCCUGCCUCAUGCAGAAUUGGCGAAAGAAAAAAAAAAAAUUAAAAUUCCCCGAUCAUUUGUAUUGCUGCCUAAAUUUCAGUAAAGUCUCGCAUUGGCAGGCAGAGCUCUCCCCCCCGCAAGGCUACAUGGGGAAUGAUUCCUGCUGUGCAGCAGCCCCAGAGUGACUCCCACAGCUCCAGGCCGGGUAACUGGUCCCUGCACUGGAUCCCAGCUACCCUGACUCCCCCAGUCCCGCCUGACUCCCCCAGUCCCACCUCACAGGUCCUUCAGCCAGGCCUGGGCGUUCGUCUCGCGUGAACAAAAACAUUUGCAAAUCGCUUCUUGCCACAUUUGCUUGUAACUGUGCUGUGUUGAGACAUUUGCGGUCAGGGUGUCGAUUCUGUCAAAAGUGUUUAUUUUUUUUUAUAUUUGAAUCUACUGGUUAGAUUUGUUGUUCAAAUGGUAAAAUAUUUUUAAAACUUAUUUUGUUUGUAACUGGGCGCACUUUGGUGCUGGGGUCUGGAUGGCAUUGUAUAGACUGGGAGAGCGAACAGAGUUCCUACAACAGUAUUUUCUAUGCUAUUAAUUGACUAAAAUUUUUUCUAUAUAGAAUCUAUUUACAAAAUGACCAUUUUAGUGAUUAAAGAGGUGACCUUUUUAUUUGAAUGUAUGGCAGGCUUUAUAUGUCAGUCAGUAUUGAUAGCAAAAAGGAUUUUAUGUGCCUAUGUAUUUUUGCACUGGCUUCAAAUAAACCAAUGACCUUCCCUCCU
Messenger RNA from Falco peregrinus (peregrine falcon), 3508 nucleotides. It is a transcript of the gene SLC35D1, whose product is annotated as solute carrier family 35 member D1. Gene Ontology annotation, cellular component: Golgi apparatus. NCBI's taxonomy places the organism in Eukaryota, Metazoa, Chordata, Aves, Falconiformes, Falconidae. Gene Ontology annotation, molecular function: GDP-fucose transmembrane transporter activity; antiporter activity. The record is from RefSeq and is a predicted model, not a curated record.